This is a messenger RNA of Prosopis cineraria, 832 nucleotides long. RefSeq lists its product as uncharacterized. Gene Ontology annotation, molecular function: acyltransferase activity, transferring groups other than amino-acyl groups. The transcript has a single exon. The coding region runs from base 155 to 679 and encodes 174 amino acids. Lineage: Eukaryota; Viridiplantae; Streptophyta; Magnoliopsida; Fabales; Fabaceae. The record is from RefSeq and is a predicted model, not a curated record.
CAAAGCGGGUCUUUUUUGACUCGAAUAAUUAAUGACACGGCUCUUUCCUCUGGUAUUCGACUGACCAGCGACCAUUUGAUAUAAUAAUCCGAAAACUUUGGCUAUACAAAAGAUCCACAAGAGCAGCGCAAUAAGGGAGACAUAGUGGAGCAUCAUGGCAAUUGACAUGUCAAGGAUCUCGCUGCGGCCAUUCAAGUUGAGCGACGCCGAUGACUUGUUGUUGUGGGCGGGAGACGAUCGAGUGACUCAGAACCUGCGGUGGAAGACUAUUGGUUCUAAGGAGGAGGCAUUCGCUUUCAUCAGAGACGUUUGCAUACCUCAUCCAUGGCGACGAUCCAUAUGCCUGGAUGACCGAUCGAUCGGCUUUGUAUCGGUGUUUCCGUGGUCGGGCGAUGAAAGGUGUAAGGCCGACAUUGGGUAUGCUGUAGGAGCCAACUAUUGGGGUCAGGGGAUUGUCACGAACGCAGUAAAGAUGGCUGUGUUGCAAGUGUUCGAGGAUUUGCCUCACUUGCUAAGGCUACAAGCUUUCACUGUUGCAGAGAACAAGGCUUCUCAAAGGGUCUUGGAAAAGGUUGGGUUCCAAAGGGAAGGUCUCCUCAGGAAGUACACUUAUCUUAAGGGCAAGCUAAGGGAUCUGUUCAUCUAUAGUUUUCUAUCUACUGAUAAUGUCAAUCAUUAAUAAUGAUCGUCAAAGCCUCACCUCCAAUUAGUCAGAGAUGUACUUUGGUUGGCCGGUUCCCUUUUUUCUCAUGAAAGUGUCGAGCUUCAUUUUUAUCAUUGAGUUGACGAUAUUCAAUGUGUAGCGCUAGAUUUUCCCUUGUGCUGCUAACAA